AAUGGUGGUAAUUGAUAAUAGAUUUCGUCAUUUGGUUGUUGGAAAACACCAAGAAGGGCUAUCAUUGAAUAAAACUGCGAAAGUUCUAAAAAUUUCCAGAUGUGCCCAGAGGAUCUGGAAAAAGUUCAAAUUGCAUAAAACUAUUGAUAAUUUAUCAAAAUCAGGUAGACCACACAAAUUAAAUGAUGCAGAUGAGAGAAAAUUAUGCCUGAUAUCAAAGAGAAAUCCAUUUUGGGGUGCAAAAAAAAUCUUAUCAGCCUCUCUUUUUGCAUCAGUGAUAUCUCUUUCAACAUGCAAGAGUAUUUUAAGGAAGCACAACUUGAGAGGCUAUGUGGCAACCAAAAAACCCCUAUUAAAAAAAAGGCAUGUAUCAAAUAGGCACAAUUUUUGCAAAAGACUCCUCUCUUGGACCACAGAUGAAAUUAAUGCCAUUGUGUUUUCUGAUGAAACAAGGAUAGACUUAUAUCCAAAACGACGGCAGUUUGUCAGAAGGCAUCCAUCUGAUAGGUACAAGGCCAAAUAUUGCAUUAAAACCUUUAAAGAGGCAAAUGGUUCCCUAAAUAUAUGGGGAUUUAUAAAGAGUGAUGGCAGCAGAGGAAUUCAUCUGUACAAGGGUAGCUUGAAUUCCGAAAAAUAUCAGGAAAUUCUUGAAAAAUCCGUUUUGCCGAAUUAUAAUCGGUCUCAUAUUUUGAUGCAGGAUGGUGCUCCCUGCCAUACAUCAAAGAGUACCCUAAACUACCUCAAGAAAGAGAGGGUAAAGUAUCUGGAAGACUGGCCAGCACAGAGUCCAGACCUUAACCCAAUCGAAAACUUGUGGUCAUUUCUAAAAGGUAGGGUAAGUCUAAUCAAAUCUAAGAAGUUUCAACUGUCUGAACAAGAAGAAGAAAGUCUGGAAUUGAAUCGUUACGUCUUUCUAAACCGACAACCUGUUUUUCCCUGGAAGAAAUACUCACCCGGAAAGAACACAAGCCUCAACACAAAAAUAGGGCCGAAAUUUUUUGAUGCUCUGAGAAAAAAUAGAAGAUCCUACAUUAGUGGAACAAUACCUGAAGAUCAAAGAGAGGAGAAAAAAGUCUUGACAAUAUUAUAUUACAUUCAUUUUUAUGGAGUUAUAAGCGACUGGCAAUUCGGUUUUGGAAGGCAACCAUUUAUUAAAGGAGGAUGCAGGAUUGAUAGAUGCACAGCAACAGCCGACAGGUCACAGUUGAAGACGGCAGAUGCUGUAUUAUUUCACAAUUCUGGAUUUGGAUCAUUACCAGAAAGUAAACUUUUUCCUAGUUUCAGACGACCUCCCCAACAAAAGUGGUUAAUUCACGCUAUGGAAUCAAACGUUCAUGCCUUGCUGAAUGUAAGAAGAUUGAGUAAUAAAUUCAACGGUACUGUGACAUUUAAACGUCAUUCUGACGUUUAUUCACCCUACGGACAUUACGAACCUCCGGGUGAAAAGGGCCACCAACCAAAUAAAAAUUAUGCAGAAGGUAAAACAGAGUUAGCUGCUUGGUUUGUGAGCCAUUGUAAGACCCAGAGUAAACGAGAAAUUUACGGUAAUCAGUUAUCUAAAUAUAUGACAAUACACGUGUAUGGAGCCUGCGGGAAGGAUAAACGAUACAAAUGUAAAAGAACUAAAUCUGAUAAUGAAUGUUAUGAAAUGUUAGACAAAAAGUAUAAGUUCUAUUUGUCGUUUGAGAAUUCAUUAUGCACUGACUAUAUAACCGAAAAGGCAUAUAAAGUGUUAAAACAUCAUGUUGUCCCUAUUGUUUUAGGAAAUGUUGCCUACGAAGAAAUUCUACCUGAACAUUCAUUCAUCAAUGUCAAAUCAUUCAGAUCACCGAAGUUAUUGGCAAAGUAUAUUGAAUACCUGGAUAAAAACGAUACGGCCUAUAAUGAGUAUUUUAAAUGGAAAAAGGAUUAUAGAGUUGUACAUCACAAUAAUAAAAACCUUUUGUGCGAUAUCUGCGAAUAUCUUCAUGCUAGUAGAAAUUGGACGAAAGUGUAUACAAAACCAGAAUAUCAUUGGGAUACGUUAGAUCAAUGUAUAAAACCAAAGGACUAUUAUAAAGAAAUUGCCGAUGAAAUUCUAGAAGAACUUUAA
Dimorphilus gyrociliatus is the source of this 2092-nucleotide messenger RNA. Lineage: Eukaryota; Metazoa; Annelida; Polychaeta; Dinophilidae. The record is from the annotation of a GenBank genome assembly.